Messenger RNA from Hermetia illucens (black soldier fly), 510 nucleotides. RefSeq lists its product as uncharacterized. The transcript has 2 exons. The record is from RefSeq and is a predicted model, not a curated record. The coding region runs from base 142 to 426 and encodes 94 amino acids. NCBI's taxonomy places the organism in Eukaryota, Metazoa, Arthropoda, Insecta, Diptera, Stratiomyidae.
UCAUCAAAGCCCGUUAUACCUUUAAAGGGUUUGAUUGAAUCGCGCAUAACUAAAUCUGUAUAAAAAGGGCGACAGAUAUUAUCCAAGCAUCAGUUUCGAAGAUUCAUUAUCGUUACUAAAAGACAACCAAAUCUUAUCAAAAUGUUCAAAUUGAUUGUUCUUACCACUUUGUGUGCACUUGCUGCUGCCAAGCCUGGGCUUAUCUCACCACUUUGGGGAGGUAUUCAUGCUCCAAUACUUGCUCCUGGCAUCAUCCAUGAUCCUUUGGCAAUUGCUGCACCUUUGAGCCUAGCUCCAUCCCCAAUCAUUGCUGCCCAUUCACCAAUUAUUGCUGCCCCAGCUCCUCUCAUCAGCCAUGCUCCAAUUAUUACUGCUCAUGCACCACUUUCAGCAGCUAUCCACCAUCCACUUUUGAUUAAGAAAUAAAAGUGUAAAUGGUUUGGUUGGAACGGCUAGGAAAUGACGAUGUAUUAUCAUAUUGUGGAAAAUAGAAUAUUGUGCAAGGAAAAA